AUGAGCGAAGAUACCGGAAACGAGGUUUUCGGCAAGAUCAAAACACAUUUUCCGCCUGCCAAAAUCAAGAAAAUCAUGCAGACGGACGAGGACAUCGGUAAAGUGUCGCAGGCCACGCCGGUGAUCACGGGUCGGUCGCUGGAGUUUUUCAUCGCCAUGCUGGUGAGUCGCAGCGGGCUUGUGGCCAAGGAAAUGGGGUGUCGAAGGAUCAGCGGCGACGUGAUGAAGAAAACCAUUAUGUCAGACGAGAAGUUUGAUUUUCUGCGAGAACUGAUAUGCGGGGAAAACGCCAAAAACGUCGAGGGUGCUGGUGCCAGUGGUGCUGCUGCUGCUGCUACCGUGGAGGAUGAAGAAUGA
Molecule: messenger RNA, 357 nt
Organism: Lachancea meyersii CBS 8951
Lineage: Eukaryota; Fungi; Ascomycota; Saccharomycetes; Saccharomycetales; Saccharomycetaceae
Source: the annotation of a GenBank genome assembly